Molecule: messenger RNA, 3916 nt
Organism: Salarias fasciatus (jewelled blenny)
Lineage: Eukaryota; Metazoa; Chordata; Actinopteri; Blenniiformes; Blenniidae
Product: E3 ubiquitin-protein ligase RNF19B-like
Exons: 6
Coding region: 1019-2002 (327 amino acids)
Source: RefSeq, a predicted model, not a curated record
GCGUUAAAGCGGGCUGGUGGAAACGCCCGCAAGCGGGGUAGAGCCGAGUCGAGCCGAGUAGAGUAGGGGAGGUGGAAACGCGCCAUUAGUGACCCCUGAACUAGAUUGUAUCCGUGCAGAAAAAGCUUUAAACAGGAACAGAAACCUGCUGAACUGUCCAGCAGUGGAGGCUCCUACCUGAGGCUGCUCGCUGGUCUCGCUGCUCUCUGGAUCCGUGAUGUUCGGUCUGACUGUCAGCCUCACUGCUGCCUUCGAGGUCUUCACUCUGCCUUCUGUUACCGAGCAGAAGAAAAGUCCUCCGUGUUCCUCCUUCACCUCCAUCCGGAGCGACAAGUCCCCUGUUUCCUUCCAGUCCCUGGACACUGACAGCCGGCUUCCUUGAAACUCUUCCCCCGGAGUCCAGCUUCCAGAGAGUCCGUCCACCUCCAGCACCACCUGUCCGCUGCUCUUCUCCCACUUCACACUCUCCACGGAUCCACCGAGUGUAACGGAAUGACACGGGAGAUCCACGGUUUGACCCUCAGCAGAGACCGUUUCCACCGGGAAGAAGAGCUGCAGCUCCAUCAGAGUCUCUACACGGUCGUUACAUGUCAGCUGGUAGAGUCCGGCGUCGUUCAUCCUCACGUGUUUCAGGAGGAGAAGAGAGUCACUGUGGUUCAGUCUGUCAGUGUAAAGUGGUCCAGGAGAGACCUGAGCUCCAGUCCGAGACGCUACCAGCCGGGGGGGAGAACCUCUCACAUGGAGGAACAGACGCUGAGUCUUCUCUGCUCCACAUGACGCGCUAAAAGGGAAUUUAACAUCGUUUCCCAAAACCUUGGAGAUCAUCAGUCCACAGACAGAGCUGCAGGUAGAGAGCAGGAUCAGUGUAGAGAGGAGACGAAGCGCCAUCAUCUGUGUUCAGCCAAGACUCUGCAGCUGUUCCCUCCUCCAGGUUCUGAGCACAUCAGUGACCUCCGGGCAGCACCAGGAUCAUGUAAAUGGUCGACAUGUGCUUGAUGCUGGAGAAACCCAGCUGGUCAUGUGGCCAAGAGAAGAAAAGCGAUUGGCAGUUUCGGGGAUUUCAACUCUUGAGGCUCGUGAAACACGUGACUUCUGUGAAACAGUGCUCCGGCAUGAAGGUGAAAGGAUAUUUAGAGAGUGUAGAGACUCAGAGAAGAUGGAAUCCAGUGAGAGCAGGCAGGAGGAAAAAAGUAAAGAGAGAGAAUCCACACCGGAGGAGAAGCGCUACGACCAGAACGAUCCGACUCUGACCAUCGUGGAUGAAGAAGACCAACUAGACUUUGAGUUGGACAACUUUACGUCUCCCAGAGCUCUGAUGUCUUGUGGUCACGUCGUCACCCCGACGUCUCUCACCAACUGGUGCCGCCGGCAGCUGGACCAGGGCCAGAGAUUCUUUGCUUGUGGGAUGCCUGACUGUGACGUUCAGUGGUCCUUCGAGGAAGUCCGUCGAAUGGCUCUUCUGACCCCUGAAGAAAUCCGCUACUUUGAAAUGAAAAUAUCUGAAAAUGCCAAGGAUUGCUUCGAUAUUAAAUCAUGUCCUGGCUGCCAGUCCACAGUGAUGAGGAGCGAUUUGAACGACCUCUGCACUCAGUGCACGGUGUGCACCAAUGACCGUAAAGAACCUUUCUUCUUCUGCUGGCAGUGCCUGAGAGAGUGGCGAGGCCCGUCGCCACGUACAGACCGCUGUGACAACAAAGACUGCUUCAAUAAGUCCCUGGAGACUCUGAAGAACUGUCCAGACAUGACCUUCUUAAAAGUGAAGGGGGUCACCGGCUGCCCCUCCAUCCGGGCCUGUCCCUCCUGUGGCUUCCUGCUGGGACACGACCAAACCGGCUGCAAGAACUUGGUGUGUCCUCGAUGCGGGGAGGAGUUCUGCUUCGUGUGUCUGAAAAAAAAAAAAAUCUGCUGUGAGACAAGAGGCAUUUAUGACCUUUGCUCUGGUGGCGUGGCCCCGAGACAGACCUCCAUACCCGCUCUGAAGUGGGAAGACUGGUACCGUUAAGUUCUGCUCGUGAUCCAGCUCUCAGUAAUCUUGGAGGGUUUUCACAACAUUUGCCAAGUUAGGUUGAUCCAUAAUUUGAACAUGACACUUCAAACAAAAUGCUGCUUUUAAUCUGUAGUCAUGGUAACAGGAUGCUACAUGUAGGAGCCAUUUAUCAUUUCGUUAGUUAACCACCAGGGGGAGCAGUAAGGGGAAGUACAAAGGGAGCACACAGGUGAUCAAGGGCAGGUGUGGAUAGAGGGACAGGUAACAGUCUUUCAGUGUGUCCAGGCAGCGUGUGGAUGGUGGGAUUUGUGGCUUGUGGAAGUGGAACUUGUGUAAGCUCACCCGACCAAAUCUUUACCCCUGUAACCUGUGGAUUUAACAACACAUGGAAAUAAAUGGGUCGCAGCACCCAAACGCAAAAAGAGCUAAACUGGAUUGAUUGAUGCGCCGUACGGGCACGCGUCCGAGAUUCUCCCUCUACACCCUCAAAGGACUCAAAGUGUAGCAGCCCUAUAGGGAAAGGGCUCUACACUACCCUUUGUUGUCGUCUUCCGUAGUCAUGGAAACGUGAUGGUUAUGUGGUUACAAACUUUUUGAGAUUCAGGAACACAUUUGAAAUGUGUAUAUAUUCAUAAUAUGAAUGUGGAUAUAGUUAUAUUUGUGUCUGAAAUAAAUUGUCAUCAUCACUCAGGAGUCAUGGAGCGGUGUGUAACACAAUCAGAGCAAAGUAACUACAGUUUAUCAAACUGGCAUCAUCAGUAAAAUCCUGGGGCCAGCAGUGCUGCUCUUCACUGAGGUUCUUCUACAGAUCUGAGUGAUGCUGUGGUGCCACAGUGUGACCUCUGACCCUGCAGGAUCUGCAGUGUCUGUGGGCCACCAUCAGUGCAGCCAGCAGAGAGACACACAGAGCCGAGGCCACAGCAGGAGGGCUGAGAGGAGACCAGGUCCCAGAGUCCCACGACCAGCUCUCACUGCCGCCUCUGUGAAGAAGCCCAGAGAAACCUUCACAGAUCGGUCAGUAAAUCUGCUAAUUUGACAUCAGUGUUGACUGGGUUGUACACAACGUUGGCUUUAGGGAACAUACUAACACACUGUUUCAAAUAUCCCAAAUUCUAAAACUUAAUGAGAUUAUAAAUCUGAAAACCCUACUAAUUAUUUAUAAGGCCAUUUAUAGCAAACUUCCUGGAAACAUCCAAAGCAGGUUCUUAGAAAGAGAAGGUGGAUACAAUUUUCGGUGGAAACAUAACCUUAACGUCCAGUGUAUGCGUACAACCCUGAAGAGCCAAUGUAUCACCAGAAAAGGCGUGUACUUGUGGAAUGAAUUAGACAACAGCAAAAGCAUCUAGUAGUGAAUCACAAUUCAAAAAACUAUACAAAAUAUAUGCACUUAAAGAAUAUGCUGAAGAGCAAUGAGUGAACUAAUCCCCAAAAUAAGUAAAUCGAUCCAUGGACAGACACUUAUACACUACAGUGUGUACGUGGCUGGGAUGGAAAUUGUGGGUUCUGGUUCUAUGGGUAGGUUCAUGUGCAUGUAAAACGUAAAUAUAUUUUCAGUUGCAGUUCUCACGUAAGUCUUAGUACACGUAGCACCACUAUGAGACUGUAAUGACUGUAAUGUCCGGGGUAGGCAUAUAUAAGCAAUAGCCUCAGCCUACUCCUUUUGAGUUACUUGACUUUUGAGUUAUUUGACUUCUUUUCUUGUUUUCUUGUAUUCUGCUUGUUGUAUCUUAUUUGUUUUAGAUUGUACGAGUUGGUUUAACCAAAUGUUCUGUCACGCUCUGUGCCCCUCCAGCCAUGUGGGGGCGCUCUGGGUCGGUUUUGGUUUAGUUUUCCCCAUUUUUCCAUGCCCUGUCUCACCUGCUUGUCUGUUCCUCAUGUUCUCCUGCCUGGUGUACUUCCUCGUUAGUGCCCUAAUGUGCCUCACCUGUG